ACCGUCAUAAACCACUUUUUUCUGUCAAAUUUCCGAAAUUCAGAUUUUUAUACAUUUUGAAAGCCUGUCCUCCACUCUAUCGACUGGCGAAAUUUGAGACCAUAAUUCGGUUUAUUUUAAGAAUAAGAGCAAAUUCAAAUUUCACCGAAAACGUCCUAUCGCCUCGAGUAAUUUUACGAAGUGACCUAAACCUUCGUGACUGUUCGUAAAAUCACAGUUGGCGCGCUAUGUUUUGUUACGAUCCGUCCUAUCCAGUGUAAACAAGACCACGGACUCAUCGAACUUUACUUACAAGGGAAAUCACACUAUUUUCAGGAGCUGAUCGCCGUGGAACAAAUCCUUGCAUGGAUGAGAUUGAUGUGGUGGUCCAGUGGGACCGCGACAAGUCCAAAAACACAGUGGCCUUGAACGACCUGGUGCUGAGGAAGAAUGCUUCCCUGAAAAUUGGAGCUACUGUAAAGAUGAAAUGGAGAAAGGGGUGGUGGAAAGGGAGGGUGGAGCAGAUCAUCUCUAACCGUGAAGAGGAGCCGAUGGACAUUGAGGGGGAAGGCAUGACCGAAGAAGAUGAUAGUGAGGAAGAUGAAGAGGAUGAUGAUGAAAAUGUACCAUUGGCAUCAUAUGUGAAACGCAUCUGCUCCAUUCCACAAAUCGAAGAAAUGGAAGUCUUCACAGAGUUAAGUGCAGGAGGUCAAGGCUAUGCAGUCCAACAAGAACAGCCUCGUACUGUAGUCCAGAGUCACCUUGCAGAAGAGCUAAUGGAUACUGAGGUGGAAGAGAUUACUGAAGAGGAAGAUAGUGAGGAUGAUGAUGAAAAUGUACCAUUGGCAUCAUAUCGAAGGGUAACACUGAUCGAAGGCGGAGAAGGCUGUGCCGUCCAGCCAGACCAUCCCUUUACAGUAGUCCAGAGUCACCUGGAAAAGAACUCCCUCCUUGAAGAAUGUCCCAGGCUCCCCCCAAAAUCUGCAACAGUGCAGGAACAAGGAAGGGUAACACUGAUCGAAGGCGGAGAAGGCUGUGCCGUCCAGCCAGACCAUCCCUUUACAGUAGUCCAGAGUCACCUGGAAAAGAACUCCCUCCUUGAAGAAUGUCCCAGGCUCCCCCCAAAAUCUGCAACAGUGCAGGAACAAGGAAGGGUAACACUGAUCGAAGGCGGAGAAGGCUGUGCCGUCCAGCCAGACCAUCCCUUUACAGUAGUCCAGAGUCACCUGGAAAAGAACUCCCUCCUUGAAGAAUGUCCCAGGCUCCCCCCAAAAUCUGCAACAGUGCAGGAACAAGGAAGGGUAACACUGAUCGAAGGCGGAGAAGGCUGUGCCGUCCAGCCAGACCAUCCCUUUACAGUAGUCCAGAGUCACCUGGAAAAGAACUCCCUCCUUGAAGAAUGUCCCAGGCUCCCCCCAAAAUCUGCAACAGUGCAGGAACAAGGAAGGGUAACACUGAUCGAACGCGGAGAAGGCUGUGCCGUCCAGCCAGACCAUCCCUUUACAGUAGUCCAGAGUCACCUGGAAAAGAACUCCCUCCUUGAAGAAUGUCCCAGGCUCCCCUCAAAAUCUGCAACAGUGCAGGAACAAGGUAAUUAA
Messenger RNA from Strongylocentrotus purpuratus (purple sea urchin), 1577 nucleotides. RefSeq lists its product as uncharacterized. NCBI's taxonomy places the organism in Eukaryota, Metazoa, Echinodermata, Echinoidea, Camarodonta, Strongylocentrotidae. The record is from RefSeq and is a predicted model, not a curated record. The transcript has 9 exons. The coding region runs from base 345 to 1577 and encodes 410 amino acids.